AUGCUCGCAGAACCAAGAAAACGCCAUAAUGGCCAACCGCAAGCCUGUGAACCAUGCCGCAAGGCCAAGAUUCGCUGCGACCAUGAAAGUCCGAAGUGUUCGCGUUGUGUCCUGCGCAACUUGAACUGCAUUUAUCACCCUGCUCCUAUGACCAAACGCCGCCCUCCUGCUUCCCACACACCAAUACACUUCGACUCAACCCUGCCCGCAGACUUACUAACGACUCAAAAUGUCUCCAGCACCUUCCACCUUCCCAGUGAAUCUUCGGUCGGGGUAGCAAUCUCUCUCCCUCCUGCGGAUCCAAGCCCCGCUGCAAGUUCGGGGGUAACAGCUCGUUCGAGCGUAUCAAAACGGAAUAUGUUAUUUCAAGAGCAGCUGGGCCAACACGAGACAACCCGCUUCUCUGCUGUCUUUGUUGAAAACCAAGAUAGCUUUGGCGCAGUGAUGGCUGAUGCCACGAACUCCGAUUACCACGAGUUAGGCCGAGAGCCUGAUGUAAUGGCCAGGUCUCGCGUGGAUUUGGCUGUGAGAACACUACUCAACUUCCCCUCUGUUCGUACGUGUGAUAUGCUGCUGAAAGGAAUCCACCACAUAUAUGAUGUAUGGCUGUCACCCACCAUGAUCCAGCAAUGCUUGAAACAAGUAUGGACGGAAUAUGCCAGUGAGCUAGGUGAGUCCCGGACGCGGGAAUCAGUGUUGAGAGUGGCAAAUGAUCUGUUUAUCAACCACAAAAGACCUCAUUCAACACCUGACUGCGAUUACGCAGGCAAUUCUGACCAUGCUUCCUGGAUCAACUGGUUUGGUGGACCCCAUCUACGAUGGGAAAUGAUCGGGAUCCUUUUUAGCUGGGCUGGAAUUGCAUUCAGAUGCAAACAAGAGUGGGACCCAGUAUUUGGUCUACCCGAGCAGCAUGGGCGGAAUCGUAACACUGCAGCAGAGAAGAUGAGAGAGUGUGCUGCUGCCUGUGUAAGGCUUUGCGAAGGGAACUUUGAAAUAAGUGAUACCAUGGUUAUUUGCAUGAAGAAUAGCACCAGACUACAAAGUAUCAUAAUCAGUGAUGAGAGUGACCGCGUACGAGUCGAUUAUGGGACUGUCCGCAGCGCUUUUAUAAGUGCAGGAUUGCAUCGUCUCGCUCCCUCGAAGGAAAUUACGCCAUUUUCCCAACAUCGAGCAUCACUUGCUUCGUCGAUGUAUUACCAUGACAAAUGUCACAGUUUGUUCAAUGCGCGACCACCUAUGCUCAGUAGUCAUUACUGUCAAUGUCCUCUUCCACUCGAUUUAUGCGAGGAAGAUGUAUAUGGGGGCCGAGAGCGACUCGCUGUGGCUAUUGCAAAGCUUGACUCUAAUGGCUGGAACACCAAUGGUCACAUAUACACAACAACCUGGCUUCGAGCACUAACGAUGCUUAGUCCUAUCCGGGAAGGAAUCUUGGAACUAACUCUGAGUGUCAAUUCAAAUUUUACAAAGGCACAGGUAGAAGACCUACAAGUCCAGCUGGGAAAGAUAGUUGCCUCAUAUCCCCCGCAUAUUCAGUAUCAGGGGAGCUCUGAAUGGCACCCUCAGUCAAGUUCACGAUUCCAUGAACGGAGUGCCCAGGAAGCCUAUGUUAUCACCCGCAUACAACUUGAUGUAUUGCAAUGCCAGUUCCUUCUCCAGCGUCUACUUGUAUCGCGGCAAUUCAGUGAUGGCCAAGACUUGUUCGAUAUCGCCCAAGAGACAAUGUCUGUUAUCAUAUCUCUCUGGCUUAACCGUGAUCAGCUACAUGAAUUCCACCAUGCCUUCGACUGGAUUGCGGUAUCAUAUGGAAUGCCCUGUGCCGGGAUUUUAUGUGUCGAGCUUCUCCGAGCAAGUAAUCUUGUACCACCUGCCACGCAAAGCGAGAUUUCAUCGACGACCCGCGGUCACGACUGCGUUCGAUUCUCGCGGUCGGAAGUCGUCCAAAAUCUAGUUAUGUUCAGAGCUUUACUUGACUGGAUACGGCCUACGGAUAACAAUGCACAACUUAGCAAGAAGUUCAAGGCGGUUUUACAAAGAAUCAUUGACGCUGUAUUCGAUUCUUUGGGGUCGUCGUAUGGCAUGCAAACACAAGAGAUGCCGAGCGAACAUCAGUCCCAGAGACAGUAUGGCUCGCAAGAUCAGCAGUCCCCAGGACAGAAUCUACCUGUUGCGACGGGCAGAGAGUGUGACAUUGAUCCUGAGAUGAUCGCAUUCAAUGAUAUGGAUUGGCUAAACACCGUUGACUGGACUCAGAAUGGUUGGCUUGAACAAACAACACUCAAUCUCACUCCGAUGACCAUGUCUCCAAACAACACCUCUAGUAUACCCCGGCAGCCUGUCCAAAAUGCCACUGUGCCGUUUUGGCACCGAGACAUUCACGAACUGCACGAUCAUCGAACCACAGAGGAGCUUCCAGUAUCAAGCGACGUCGUCAUCAUAGGCGCCGGCUAUGCAGGAAUUAGCACAGCGUACCACUUGACCAAAGGAGAGGCCAGUGACAAGAAACUAUCUAUCACAAUACUGGAAGCACGGGGUGUCUGUUCGGGCGCGACAGGACGCAAUGGUGGCCACCUAAGACCUGACAUGUACACCCCUAUGGCCAGGCUCAUCGACCGAGCAGGAGUUGAACGCGCCUUGGAAGUGACUGAAUUUGAAAUCGCACAUGUCCACGCCAUAAAGUCCUUGGUUGAAAAAGAGAAAAUCGACUGUGACUUUAGCCUCACAAGGUCUAUCGAUGUAUGGACCAACGGAGAAACAGCCCAGAAGGCUACGGAGAUGUACGACACGUUGAUAUCUCGUGACCUUGACUACAUGAAGGAUGUCUUCUUUGUGCUUGGUAAGGAUGCGGAGGGUAUCUCGGGUGUCAAAGGCGCCAAAGCUUGCGCUUCUUUCACGGCAGCAACCCUGUGGCCGUACAAAUUGAUACUCCAUCUGACUGCCUCAAUUCUCAAGACCGGUCUGGUCAAUAUCCAGGCUCAUACCCCGGUGACGUCCGUCAGUCGGCAACCUUCAGGCAGCUUCAUCGUCACGACUCCACGAGGCACGACAGUCGCCCGGAAAGUCGUGUAUGCCAAUAAUGCCUAUAUCGCGGGUCUUCUGCCACAGUACCACGAAGCCAUCGUUCCCUGCAAAGGACUCUGCACUCAUAUUUCAGUUCCUGAGGACAAGAGAGCGCCUCUUCUGAACAACUCCUACAUAAUCCGUGAAGAGGACAACGUUGUUUCAUACCUCAUCCCCCGUGCCGAUGGUAGUAUUGUUGUCGGUGGAGCCAACUUGCGAUACCAUCCUGUACUGAGUUCAUGGUACGACAACGUGGACGAUUCAGUUCUCAUCGAGGAAGUCAAAAACCAUUACGAAGGCUAUAUGCAACGGCAUUUCAAUGGCUGGGAAGACAGCGGGGCCCAGGUAGAUAAAGUCUGGACCGGGGUCAUGGGGUACAGCUGGGACUCCCAGCCUCACAUUGGCGCCGUGCCUGGGGAGGAUGGCCAGUUUGUACUUGCGGGCUUCAAUGGUCAUGGAAUGCCUCAGGCGUUUUUGUCUGCGCUUGGGGUUGCUAAGAUGGUUCAAAAUGGGAUCGGGUUUGAAGAUACUGGUGUUCCGAGAUUGUUCGAAACGACAAAGGAGAGGUUAGAAAUGGCAAGGAAUGGUCCCUUUGGGGGUGAUAUACUCGGCGUGAAAAGAUGA
Molecule: messenger RNA, 3681 nt
Organism: Penicillium crustosum
Lineage: Eukaryota; Fungi; Ascomycota; Eurotiomycetes; Eurotiales; Aspergillaceae
Product: FAD dependent oxidoreductase superfamily
Exons: 5
Coding region: 1-3681 (1226 amino acids)
Biological process (GO): regulation of DNA-templated transcription
Cellular component (GO): cytoplasm
Molecular function (GO): DNA-binding transcription factor activity, RNA polymerase II-specific; zinc ion binding; oxidoreductase activity
Source: RefSeq, a predicted model, not a curated record